Molecule: messenger RNA, 879 nt
Organism: Paraphaeosphaeria sporulosa
Lineage: Eukaryota; Fungi; Ascomycota; Dothideomycetes; Pleosporales; Didymosphaeriaceae
Exons: 1
Coding region: 104-559 (151 amino acids)
Source: RefSeq, a predicted model, not a curated record
GCGACUCGAUAUUCGCCACCCCAAGCCUGGUCCGGCGAAUAUGGAGGACCUAUAAACGCCUUUUAAGAUACCGCCUUCAUUAGUGCGAAGGACAGCGUUGAACAUGCCGCCGCCCGUGACUAGGUCUUCGCCAUCUGGCCCAUCGCGAGGCGGCUCACGACGACGAGGAACCACACGUAGUGGCUCUGCCGCGCCAGGAUCUCCGCAUUUAUCGGUGCCAGGAUCUUCACGUUCAACGCCUGCCUCUAACACUUCAACAACGACGCGCUCUGGCCAAAUAGUUGUGCCGUCACUCAAAGCCCGUGAAUCACAAAACGCGCGUUUUGCUGACGCCACAGAAUCGCCAAUGGUGAUCCCACCUAAUGAGAUCCUCGUAUACGCCGCUACUACUACUGGCGAAGACAUCCCUCGCACGUACGCCGAAGCCAUGAGCGACACAAACGCUCUACUAUGGCGCCCGCCCAUCGCCCACGAGAUCCGCGCUCACGAGACGAACAGAACGUACGAUAUCGUAAACAUAGAAGAUCUGCCUCUGAGCAUAAGGCUUGUUGGCACAUGAUGGGUUUUUGACGCAAAGAAGAAUGAACAAGGUAAUAUUAUUAAACGUAAGGCACGCCUCGUCGCCUAAGGCUUUUUACAGCGACCUGGCGUCGACUAUAACGAUACCUACUCCCCAGUUAUGCGCUACGACAGCCUGCGACUCAUUGUUUGGCUAUCACUCUACAUGAACUAGAUACUUCGGUAAAUGGACUUUGACGCAGCGUACCUAAAUAGUAUGCUUAAACACAUUAUAUACGCUCGUUGCCCGCCAGGCGUUGGCAACCCUAGCGUCCAAGCGCUGAGACUUCGAAAAGCCCUUUACAGACUCAAGCAAUCAGG